Molecule: messenger RNA, 1386 nt
Organism: Pseudogymnoascus verrucosus
Lineage: Eukaryota; Fungi; Ascomycota; Leotiomycetes; Thelebolales; Thelebolaceae
Exons: 2
Coding region: 229-1080 (283 amino acids)
Source: RefSeq, a predicted model, not a curated record
GAAAGUGCUUAGUCUCAUUUUUAUGACUAUCACGCAAGGGAAGGUAUGACUGAUCUGCAAAAAUAUUUCUCUGUGGCUGGAAAUAUAUAUAUCUACUCUAUCUAUUCUAUAUAUUCCCAUAUCAUGAUCAUACCCUGACUAUUGGAAAAGUCCAGUGAUAUUAACAAAGACGCCAAUUGACACACCAAUUGACCUCAAGUGCCACCCAGCGACGACGACAACGACGCCAUGGCUUCAACUGAACCCCAACAACAACCCUCUCUCAUAUCAGCCACCCUCCCUGGGGAAACCACCCCCGAUGUCACCGACGCCGAGAAGCAGUCUCCCAAGGCGCGCUCCUCAUGGCUCACAGAGCUCAAACGCGACGUCAACCUGAACCACACCGACAUCCCCGUCAUCGCCUCGUGCUUCUCCUCCGGUCUCUGCGACAGCAGCGCCUUCAACGCCUGGAACACCUUCGUGAGCAUGCAAACCGGUAACACCAUCAUCCUCGCCCUCGGCGCCUCUGGCCAACCCGUCUCCCAACCUUACAUCUGGCUCAAAUCCCUAACAGCCAUCGUCUUCUUCCUCAUCGGCUGCUACUUCUUCGCGCAGUCGCGGCGCAUCCACCCACACCGGCGCUUCACCCUCGCCGCCUCCUUCCUCGUGCAAGCGAUCCUGAUCUUCGUCGCCGCGGCCCUAGUCCAGCGACACGUCGUUCCCUCGCCCUCUGGCUACCACGAGCUCGACCCCGGGCGCGUAGCCUUCAUCGAACUCCUCCCCAUUGGCUUCCUCGCGUUCCAGAGCGGGGGACAGAUCGUGACGAGUCGGACGCUGGGGAUUAAUGAGGUGCCGACGACGGUGUUGACGAGCUUGUUUUGCGAUUUGAUGAGUGAUCCGCAUAUGCUGGCGAGGGAUAAUGUGAAGAGGAAUCGGAGGGUGGCGUCGGCGGUGACGUUGUUGUUGGGGGGGAUUAUUGGGGGGUGGUUGAGUAGGAGUAGUGUGGGGAUGUCGGCGGCGUUGUGGUUGGCGGGGGGGGUGAAGGUGGGGAUUGCGGUGGGGUGGGCGGUGUGGAGGGCGAAGGAGGAGGUUCCGGUUUGAAGGGGUGGUGUUGCGGUUUGAUAGGAGAGAGUACCUAUUUGAUGAGAGUGGUUGCGGCUUGAAGGGAGAGUAUUUCGGUUUGAUGAGAGAGGAUUCCGGUUUGAAGGGAGAGUAGAGCGAUAUAUACCCAUACCCUUAAUUAUAGACGGCAUUAGACGAAUUGGCCCUGGACAUUUUCUAUCUUCUAUCUUCGUCGUGGUGCCCAUACCUUUCUUCCUUCUGUGGGCAAGUUCCCUGUUCCAAGUUCAUUGUGUGUGUUGAUGGGUUCUUCAUGUAUUUUGGUCUUCGUGUUGAUGGGUCCAUCAG